Sclerotinia borealis F-4128 is the source of this 816-nucleotide messenger RNA. The record is from the annotation of a GenBank genome assembly. Lineage: Eukaryota; Fungi; Ascomycota; Leotiomycetes; Helotiales; Sclerotiniaceae.
AUGUACAUACCAAAGGUUUCCCUGGGAGCCUUGUUCUUGAGCUCCCUUUUCCAACUCACAAGCAGUUCAUCUCUACCGAACGACCCCUCUCCUCCCGAGCAACUCAUCAUCAAUCCAUCCUCCUCCGAAUCUACAAAUCGCAUACCUACAUCCCGCGAAAGUGCCAUCCUGGCCCGUCGCAUCCUUCACCUAACGCCCCUCGGAACCCUAUCCUCCAUAUUCCCCAAUUCCUCCUCUUCCCUCGAAAAUCGCCCUUCCAAUCUCCAAAAUAUCCCCAUCGGUCUCAUGGAUUACAUUGCCGAUUGCGAACCCACCACCAAUAAUCCCACCAUCCUCGCAAUUAGCAUCGCUACCACCUUCAAAAACGCCAUCUCCAACCCCAAUAUCUCUCUAUCCCUAGCCUGGAUUCCUCCCUACCCCCCAAAGUCGCGCAUCUCUUCCCAAAAACCAGAUUCAUUCGCUUAUUCCGCGGCCAACCAACCGCGUUUCAGUAUACUGGGAUACCUCGAACCCAUUCCAACUUCAUCCACACAAGAAGAGGAAUUGAGAACAUGUUUUGUCGAUACCCAUCCAGAUGCUAAAUACUGGCUACCGGGUAACCAUAUCCAUCAUAGUGAGUGGGUGCGAUUGGUGGUGCAGGAGAUAUAUUGGGUGGGAGGAUUCGGGGAUCGUGCGUAUAUUGGAUGGAUACCGAUUGAGGAGUGGAGGUCUGUGGAGAGGAAAGAGUGGGAGGGAGUGAGGUUGGUGGGAGAAAAGAAGGGAUGGAAGGAAUGGGCUGUUGAGGGUUUGGGCUUGGGAGGUACUUGGGAGUUGUGA